This is a messenger RNA of Mucor velutinosus, 1614 nucleotides long. RefSeq lists its product as uncharacterized. The record is from RefSeq and is a predicted model, not a curated record. Bases 1 to 1614 code for a protein of 537 amino acids. Lineage: Eukaryota; Fungi; Mucoromycota; Mucoromycetes; Mucorales; Mucoraceae. The transcript is spliced from 5 exons.
AUGCUAACAAAGGAUCUGACGCCUAACCCGAAGGCUGUCAAUAUUAUCCGUCCAUUCAACCAUCACCAGCACGCACAACAACAACCACAGCAGCAGCAGCAGCAGCAGCAGCAACAUUUAUUCUCCAGCCAGUUCUCGUCUUCACAAAUAAUACAGAGACAGCCUAAUUUUUCAUCAUCAACCAACUCUUCCUCUUGUACUUUUUCAACCGCGUCAACAACUACAACUAGCAAUACUGUCUAUAAUACCCAUCCAACGCACCACAAUACCACAACAACUACUCCCAUGAUACGCCAGCCUUCUUCUGAAACUAGUCCGGGGCUUUCUUUCUUUUGUCAAUCUUCUACCAACACUCUUACAAAGACCAACGUUAGCCAGUAUCCUUUCGAAAAUAUGCAUCAAAAGCAAUCUCAGCAACAACCCCCCUUGGUAAUAAGUCGAAUCAACUUGUCUAAUUUUAAUCGUCGUCCUACAAUACAGACCGAUUUGGAGCAUGGUAUUACCACAUUAGACGACGCUGAUGAUGAGAAUGGCGAGGAUGAAAACAAGCAUGCUAGCAUUGGGGAGGAUGAAGGCGACGACGACGACGAGCUUGACAUAGAUAUGGCUAUAGACGAUAUUGACGACGAUACACAAAUGAACACUACCUCAAGGACCACUGAAGAGGAGACGUAUCAAAAAGCCCAUAGGAUGCCCUCAUCAUUUACACCUGGAUUUGGCAUCAUGAGUGGAGGUCUGGGAUCAUUUUUAUUGAGAGGUACAAUAGCAGUACAGGCCAAACCGCAGCCAGUGGAGGAUGCCAAAGUGCAUAGAAAGAUCGAGGAUUUGGAGAUUGAAAAAAAAUCACUAUUGACCUUGAAUCAAACAUUGGAAACAGUAGUGAAGGAGCAAUCAAACACGAUCAGUGAUCUACAGAGUAGACUAGCUGCGAUAGAGAGGCCACUGACUCCCGGAUUAGACACAAGCUCCAGCAAAAAUGGUAUUAUGUCCUCUCCUGAUAUACUUGAACCAACUGAUCUAGAGCGAUAUUUGCAAGACGAAGAUGCCGCCUUUGAACGGAUCCGGUCCAUGCUACUGGAACUCAUUGAGCAGGCUCAAUCUGCUGUUACGCAAACCAAAAAAGUUUCAGGUCGUGUCAUUACCGACAUUGAUGGUCAAUACAGGAACAUGAAACGGAGCGACGCUGCUCCUCAUGCUCGACCCAGAUCAGUCAUUGGUGACAGAAGCUCCAGCACAAAAAGUUUGCAUCAGCAGAAAGUAUCAAGAAGGACAUCACUUGGAAGCAUAAGCAAUGCAUCUACCACCCCAUCAAUACAUAUCAAUAAUACGUUGAAUAGCUCGCGAAGACUAUCAUCAUCACCUACUUUAUAUAAUUCAACAAUAUCAACUACAACUAACAAGCCUCAUUCAUCACCUUCAACAUCUCCUAUACCAAAUAGACGCUAUUCAAUGCAGCGUUCUGUCUCGAGAUCCUCCUCUCCUGCUGCUCUAAAUACAGAUUUCAGUGGAAAUUCGAAACAGCAAGCUCCUGCGCCAAGAGCAUCGAAAUAUACUAACCACAAGCAUAAAACAGCAACACAACACGAUUCUCAAACCAGAAAAUGGCUCAACUGA